AUGUCUCAGAGUUCUCCCUCAAAGAAAUCGUCUCCUUCCUCUGAAACAGCAUCAGGAUCUAGGGCACCCAAUGUGGUGAGUGAUCAAGAUGUUGUGUUGAAUGUUGUGCCAUUGAACUCUGUUCCUGCUACCGAUCCUAAGGGUGUUACAAAAUCAACUGGUGGAUCUGUUCCAGAAACUUUUUCUGUUCAAGGUAGAGAGGGCUCUGCUUAUGUUCACAAUGCGAUCGCAGGUAUUGUCACAAGAAUCUUGAAUGAAGGGCACCAGGUUGAUGGAAUAUAUGUUCCUCUAGCCCAAAUUCCUGCCUCUGAGAACAGCAAAGAUGAUCAAGAUGGUCAAGAUGAUGCUAGCAAAGAUCAGGGUGAUGUUGAGACAUCUGUUGACAACAAUGAUGAGAAGACCCCUGGUGCCAAAGAUAUUGAGACAUCUGAAGCUAUCAAUGUUGAAACAUCUGGUACUAAAGAUGCUGAGAUUCUUGAACCUGAGAAAGCUGAAGAGGUUCCUGUUGCUCCUUCUAAAGAAACCCUUAAUGAAGGCCCUACUGUGCAUGAUGUGGUGAAUCUGGAUGAUCUGGAUGAUUCUAUUGACAUUGCUGAUGAUGAGCUCAUCUCUAAAAUCUCUCAUAGAGUCAAGACUCGUAAGGGCAAACAGGUUUGUGAUCAAGAUUUUUCCAAACCUCAAGUUACUCCUCAAGUUACUCCUCAAAAGAAGGUCACUAUAAAGAAGAUCAAGAAGGUCCCUGCUGAACCUUCAACCACUGGGAGCAAGACUACAGUGAAGAAGAGGAAGGAAAGAAGUGUUUCUGCCCCUGAAGAUGAUGUCUUAAGUGAUGUCCCUGACAUCCCAUCAAAGAAAAAGAUUGCUGUCACAAAAUCCUCCACAAAGGAAUUUAUUGUGAACUUGUCUCAAGAUUGUGGUGAUGGAGGAACUGAUGAUUUUCAUAAGGUGUAUGUUAGAAGAAAGUGUAUAGAUUUUUCCCCUGCUGUUAUCAACCUAUAUCUAGGUAGAGAUGCUGAGGCUCAACCUGAGCUUGAAGUGACUGAUAAUGAGGUGUGCAAAGUAAUCAUUGGUGGUAAGGUUAAGAAGUGGCCUAUAAAGAGCAAACUGUCUGCUAGUUCUCUUAAUGUCAGGUAUGCAUUGCUACACAAAAUUGGUGCUGCUAACUGGGUGCCUACCAAUCACACUUCUACCAUUGCUGUUGGCCUAGGAAGAUUUAUUUAUGCUGUGGGAACCAAGACAAAAUUUGACUAUGGGACUUAUAUAUUUGAUCAAACUAUGAGGCAUGCUGGUACCUCUGCUACCAAGCUCCCUAUUGCAUUCCCAUCUCUGAUAUGUGGGAUAAUCCUCAAGCAACACCCUGGAAUUCGGAAAAGUAAAGAUUCUGUAUGUAAGAGGGAGAGUGCUUUGUCUUUUCACUACAAACUGCUCCAGAGGUCUGAUGACAUGACAUCUGCUGGGACAUCACAACCCAGCAAAUCUGUGAACAAAGCCCUUCUUAUUGCUGAGCUGAAAGAGACUUGUCAGGAGUUGGACAACAGGAAGAUAAAGCUUGAAAAGCUCAUCCAAAGUCUUGAGCAGUCUACAGAUGAUGAUCUUGCUGGUGACAAUAUGGAUGAAGACAAAGGUGCUGCUAGUGGGGCUAAGGAAGAGGCUGAGGUUGGUGAGGGCUCUGAGGAUACUGGGAGCAGUGAUGCUGCUGAUUCUGAUGACAAUACUGGUGGCUCUAGUGAUGAAGACAGUGAUGGGUCUGAUGAUUAG
This is a messenger RNA of Vicia villosa (hairy vetch), 1758 nucleotides long. RefSeq lists its product as uncharacterized. Bases 1 to 1758 code for a protein of 585 amino acids. The record is from RefSeq and is a predicted model, not a curated record. NCBI's taxonomy places the organism in Eukaryota, Viridiplantae, Streptophyta, Magnoliopsida, Fabales, Fabaceae. The transcript has 3 exons.